Messenger RNA from Thalassophryne amazonica, 684 nucleotides. RefSeq names its product dysbindin-like. The record is from RefSeq and is a predicted model, not a curated record. Bases 10 to 462 code for a protein of 150 amino acids. Lineage: Eukaryota; Metazoa; Chordata; Actinopteri; Batrachoidiformes; Batrachoididae. Gene Ontology annotation, biological process: negative regulation of protein kinase activity. The transcript has 2 exons. Gene Ontology annotation, cellular component: cytoplasm.
UUUAAUAUUAUGACUGUAUUUGCAGCUCCCAUGGGCAGUAUCUCAUCCAUGGAGGUGAAUGUGGACCCACUAGAGCAGAUGGAUCUGAUGGACAUCUCUGACCAGGAGGCCCUUGAUGUCUUUCUUAACUCGGGCUCUAGAACAGACGCAGCCACUUUAGCAUCACCACUACCAGAAGGGGAGGAUGAAUAUGAAGAGGAUGAAGAUGCCGAAGUUGUGUACCGGCGGUGUGUUCCCUUGAAGCGGCAACAUGAGGUGCAUCACAGCUCAAAGUCUCGAAUGUCAUCGACUUCUUCUGGUUCGUCUGAUACCAGUCGAGGUGGAGGCGACACACCUGUGAUCCAGUCGGACGAUGAGGAAGUACAAGCUGACACGCUGUUGCUGACCUCCACCCCACAAAACAGGGAUGAUGAGACAGAGGAGGAAGAGGAGGAUCGAUGCCUUCUAACUUCAUCUUCAUAAAGACCUUCUGUCAAAAAAGUCCCUCUCAGUCCACUCCUGCAAAGUCUACUCAUGAACUCCAUCAAGGAAAUAAUGCUGUCGUUGCCAUCUUCUGUUAGUCAGCCAGUUAGUUAAUUAGUUAGCUACUUUGUCAACAGGAUAUCUCAAGAAGACGUGUAGAUGUCACUUGGGUUUGGUGGUGACGUAGGCUUUGGUUCAGAGAAAUGUUUGGGUACAGAUCCA